UUGACAAUAAAUGUUGUACAUGUAUUAAUACUAACAACACCAGACAACCUGAGUGCGACUUCCAUUAAAGCUUAACCUUCACGGUGCAAAUUAAACGACAUGAGCAGAGCACUCGCAGCGCUACGCCAGCGCGGCAUGCUGGCCGCGCUAACGCACCAGGAAGCGGGCGCAUCUAUCGACAAGCUGUUGCAGAGCUCGCGUGCACCUGCGGUCUACUGCGGCUUCGAUCCGACGGCUGACUCGCUGCAUCUGGGUAAUCUGCUGCAGGGCAUUGCAUUGCGCCACUUCCAGCGAGCAGGUGUGCGUCCCAUUCUGCUUGUAGGUGGGGCCACGGGCAUGAUCGGAGACCCGAGCGGCAAGUCAGAGGAGCGUGUGCUGCUGUCAGACGACACGGUGCUGCACAACGCGCAGGAGAUUGCCAAGGGACUGUCUGCCGUGCUGGACUUUGAUGACCCCAAAACGGGCGCCAUUAUCUGCAAUAAUGCCGAGUGGCACACGCAGAUGUCGGCGGUCACGUGGAUGCGCGAUAUCGGCCGUCAUUUUCGUGUGAACGCGAUGCUGCAGCGUGAAAGUGUGAAGAAACGUCUAGAGACAGACCAGGGUAUCAGUUUUCUCGAGUUUUCGUACCAGCUCUUCCAGGCCUACGACUUCCUGCAUCUGUACAGGAACUAUGGCUGUGUGGCACAGAUUGGAGGCAGCGAUCAGUGGGGUAACAUUGCUUCGGGCAUUGAACUUGUUCGCAAGAGCACGGGCGAGGGUGUGUUUGGAGCGACGUUGGCACUGCUGACGACGGCAACUGGUGAGAAAUACGGCAAGUCCGCUGGCAAUGCCAUUUGGCUGGAUUCAGAGAAGACGUCCGUCUUUGACUUUUAUCAGUUUUUCCUGCGCUCCGAUGAUCGUGAUGUCGAAAAACUGCUCAAUAGCUUCACGUUCCGAGAAGUGGAUGAGAUCCAUGGCAUCAUUGCUGAGCAUGAGAAGGCCCCCGAGAAGCGUGCUGCCCAGAAGGUUCUGGCGGAGGAGAUCACUGUGAUGAUGCACGGCCAAGAGGGCCUGAAGGCUGCGUUGGAUGCUACCGAGAUGCUCUUCGGGAAGAAGACCGGCCCUCUGACCUCUGAAGAAAUGCUUUGCAUGGCAGGUGACGCACCCAUGACAGUUCUUUCGCGUGCUGAUGUCAUCAACCAGUCCUUGGUGGACCUUGCUGUGCGAAUAGGCGCGACAAAGUCGAAAGCUGAGUGUCGGCGUCUGAUCAAGAGUGGUGGCGUUUACCUUAAUAACGAACGCGUAGAGUCCGCGGCUUUGCGUAUCGGGAAAUCGAAUCUUCUCGAUGACAAGGUAUUGGUGGUUCGCGUUGGUCGGCGAAACAACUUCAUCGUCCAGGCGGAAUAA
This is a messenger RNA of Phytophthora infestans T30-4, 1386 nucleotides long. Its product is annotated as tyrosyl-tRNA synthetase, putative. Gene Ontology annotation, molecular function: tyrosine-tRNA ligase activity; RNA binding; ATP binding. NCBI's taxonomy places the organism in Eukaryota, Oomycota, Peronosporomycetes, Peronosporales, Peronosporaceae. The transcript is spliced from 5 exons. Gene Ontology annotation, cellular component: cytosol; mitochondrion. The record is from RefSeq and is a predicted model, not a curated record. Gene Ontology annotation, biological process: tyrosyl-tRNA aminoacylation. Bases 100 to 1386 code for a protein of 428 amino acids.